Messenger RNA from Benincasa hispida (wax gourd), 7919 nucleotides. NCBI's taxonomy places the organism in Eukaryota, Viridiplantae, Streptophyta, Magnoliopsida, Cucurbitales, Cucurbitaceae. The record is from RefSeq and is a predicted model, not a curated record.
AUACGGUCCGGUCUUGUAUCGGUCCCAGUUUCUUCCAUUCCCCACCUCUGUCUCCUCAUUCUCCCAUUUCCCUCAAAAUCAAAACCAAAAACGGAACCACCAAAAACCUCAAAUCUCCGCCGUCGAUCCUUCUCACAUUCUCCGAUUCCCCGCCGGAAUCUCUCAACUGAGCAAUGGUACCAUCCUUUAUCCUCUUCUUUACUCACUUCACCUCCGAACCCCUUCUCGGAUGAUGGAACUCGCCGAUUCCAGCGACGAACACCCACAACUCAACGACCUUCCCAACCCCACUGACUCCACCACCCGUUCCGCCAGCGGCACCGGCAUAGGCAUCGAUCUCAACGAGAUCCCUUCUCCUUCUUCCUUCUCCGAAACCCUAUCCGAUACAUUCGACGUCGUCCGUUCCUUCCACGACAACCCUCCGCCUUUCGAUGGCGACCCAGCCCAUGUCCCUCGCGGGGUUCGCGGCUCCGUCUGUGGUUUGUGCGGCCAGCCGGAAGUGCGCGGCCACGUGGUUGUGUGUGACGGAUGCGAGCGGGGGUUUCACCUUGCCUGCACCGGAAUGCGGAGCGCUCACGCGUUGAAUUUCGAGGAUUGGGUCUGUGGGGACUGUUUUAGCAGCGGAGUGAAGAGUAAACGCUGGCCGCUUGGGGUUAAGUCGAAGCAGCUGUUGGAUAUUAACGCUUCGCCCCCGAGUGACGGUGAUGCGUAUGGCGAGGAUGGUGAGGAAUUGCCGGGUUCCAGAAAGCACACUGCAGUAGACAAUUCUUUUCGUACUCCCUUUUGCACAUCUGCAAAAUAUAGAAACCUGUUACAUUCGGGGAAUGGAUAUGGCCAUCAAAGAGCUUCAGAUAUUGUGAAAAACAAAGUUAAAAUGGGUUUAGAAGACAUAUUGCAGCAGACACAGGUUGCAGGAAGAAGCUUGGAUGUAGAUUUGGGCUGUCCUUUAGGAAGUUGUAGAAGUAGUAGGGGCACAUCAGUUAAAUUGUCAUCUCAAAAUACUAGUGAGGUCUUUUUGCAGGCGCUUAGAGAGUUUAUUUCUGAGAGGCAUGGUGUGUUGGAGGAAGGAUGGUGUGUAGAGAUUAAACAGUCAGUUGACAGUUGUGAAUUUUAUGCUAUUUACCGUGCACCUGACGGGAAGACUUUUGGUUCAGUCUAUGAAGUUGCUUGUCAUCUUGGGUUGAUGUCUUCUAUGCAGCCCAAAACAAGAAGACAAGGGUCUUCACAUUUUUCUGGAAAGUCUUAUAUACCAAAAAGAAGGAAGCCAACCAAAUCCUUGGUUGCCAAUGGUUUUGCUGAUAACAACGAGAGUUUGAUUAAUGAUCGAUGUAAGGGGCUCUUGUGUGAUGGUCGAAGCCCAUCUGUUAUUACAGUUGUAAAUCUUGAAAAUUCUGAGGAAGCUGUGGCAGAAGAGAAUGGAGGUUCCAUUUUAUCACAAUGUUAUGAAGGAUUUCCACUUCAAUUUGAAGACUUCUUUGUUCUUUCCUUGGGGGAAAUUGAUGCACGACCCUCAUAUCAUGAUGUUACCCGGGUCUAUCCAGUAGGUUUUAGAUCUUGUUGGCAUGACAAGGUUACUGGUUCUAUUUUUAUAAAUGAAGUGCUAGAUGGCGGUGAUUCUGGACCCCGCUUUAAGGUUAGGAGGUGUACAUGCUCUGCUUUUCCAAUUCCAGUAGGUUCAACUGUCCUCUCUAAGGUAAAAAGUGAGAAUUUUUCUGUUGAACAACACAAAGAAGAUGGUUUAAUCAAUAAUGGUAGUGACGAGAACUUACAGACGAUUUUCUCAGACCUUUCUCCACCAAAUGAAGAUGAUAUUUUGUCUUGUCUUGGUGUUUGUUCUGACGGAGCUUUUAAUAUUCAUAUGCAAAAUGGAUUGCAUCAUGAAGCAAGUUCCAUGGGGAAGUCUGGGAACCUCUCAGAUUUUCAGUAUUUGAGAGAUGAAAUUGGUGAGAUUUCAGUUGAAGAUGCUUCAUCAUCAACAGCUUGGAAAAGGAUGUCACAUGAUUUGAUCAAAGCUUGUUCUGAAUUAUGCAGUCGGAAAAACACUUUAAGAUUCUGUUGUAAUCAUGUGGGUAACGAACAGAGUUUUCUAGGCCAUUGUAGAAUUAGAGAUGAUUGUGAACUGAACUCUAGACUAGCAAAAUUUUGUGGUUUUCCAAACUCUGCGUUCAUUCGAUCUGUGGUUGAAGUUGAGAACGAGCAAUGCAGUUUGCCUGAUGAACUUGAAAAGUGGCUGGAUCAGGAUAGAUUUGGGUUAGACAUGGAAUUUGUACAAGAAAUACUUGAAAAAAUUCCACGGGUUCAAUCCUGUUCAAAAUAUCAGUUUGUAGAUAAGAGAAUAGACACUACGACUUUACCAACAGUUGAAAAUGGAGUCCUCGAGGUUCAGAAAUUUGAUGGAGAAGAAUGUAAAGAAGAUGAGCCACUGAAUUUUUUAUUUAGAAGAUUCAAGAAAGCCAAGUUAGCUGCUUUUGGCAAUGCCAAUGACAAGAAUCCUCCUCCUGGAAAGCUUUUGUGCUUGCGUAUUCCUCCUGAACUUACUGGUGACGUUUACCAGGUUUGGGAUUUCUUAUCUCGUUUCCAUGAAAAUUUGGGCCUUAAAGAGGCCUUAUCUCUUGAGGAACUUGAGGAAGAUCUUCUCAACCUGCCGGGUGGUGGGGCUAAUAUUCUCCAAAAGUCUGAGAGUGAAUUUAAGAAAGACCACCCACUGUCAAAUGCUCUUAACACUGAGUUCUCAAAUGGCCGAGUAUCCUCAAAAUUUAAUGCUAAUGGAGAUCCACAUGCUUUUAUACAAAUGGAAACAAGGGUAAUGAAGGAGGUAUCUGAAGGUAAUCUGGCUUUCUCAACAGACAGCAGAUGCAUGGGUGCAGCUUUAACAAAAGCUCACACUUCUCUGUUAAGAGUGCUAAUUACUGAGCUUCAAUCCAAGGUAGCUGCUCUUGUGGAUCCAAAUUUUGAUUCUGGAGAGUCAAAACCAAAGCGAGGAAGGAAAAAAGAUGCAGACAGUGCAUCUUCUAUUAGGAAAAUGAAGCUGAAUUUGCUCCCUCUCAAUGAACUAACGUGGCCAGAAUUAGCUCACCGAUUCAUCUUGGCUGUCUUAUCCAUGGAUGGUAAUCUUGAGUCAGCUGAAGUAACUGCUCGUGAAAGUGGAAGAGUCUUUCGAUGCCUACAAGGUGAUGGCGGUGUGCUUUGUGGCUCUCUCACUGGAGUGGCUGGGAUGGAGGCAGAUGCAUUUCUGCUUGCAGAGGCUACAAAGCAAAUAUUUGGAACAUUGAAUAGAGAGAAGCAUGUUAUUACAAUAGAAGAGGAAACCCCUGAUACAACUGGGGGUGGUUGUGAGAAGGUGCUGGUUACUGAUGGUAACAUGCCAGAGUGGGCACAAGUGCUAGAACCUGUUAGAAAGUUACCUACCAAUGUGGGAACCAGAAUUAGAAAGUGUGUUUAUGAUGCUUUGGAGAGGAACCCACCGGAAUGGGCGAAAAAGAUUUUGGAACAUUCAAUUAGCAAGGAAGUUUACAAGGGCAACGCUUCAGGACCUACAAAGAAAGCCGUUCUUUCAUUAUUAGCCGAUAUAUGUGGUGAUGGCUUGCCCCAGAAAGUUGAAAAACGAAGAAAGAGGAUAACUACUAUUUCUAUAUCAGAUAUAGUCAUGAAGCAAUGUCGCAUUGUAUUACGUCGUGCCGCUGCUGCAGAUGAUGCAAAAGUCUUCUGCAACUUGCUUGGCCGGAAAUUGAUGGCUUCAAGUGAUAAUGAUGAUGAAGGACUUCUUGGUCCACCAGCCAUGGUUGCUCGACCAUUGGACUUCCGGACUAUCGAUUUGAGAUUAGCUGCCGGGUCUUAUGGUGGAUCACAUGAAGCAUUUCUUGAGGAUGUUCAGGAGUUUCAGAGAAAAAAGUUUCUCUGGACUAAACAAGCUGCCUUCUAUUUGGUAUCCUGGCUUGAAAGUAACAAAGGGAUGCAGACCAUUAAUCUCUGGAAUAACUUGCGUUAUGCUUAUGGUGAUCAGCCUGAUUUGGUUGAAUUAGUUGAGACAUUAUCUGAGAAUUUUGAGAGACUGUAUGAAAAUGAGGUUUUAUCUCUUAUUGGAAAACUUCAGGAAUUUUCCAAGCUAGAAUCUCUGAGUGCAGAGACGAAAGUGGAAGUAGAUAGCUUUCUCGUGUCCUCAAAUGAGAUUCCAAAAGCCCCUUGGGAUGAAGGAGUCUGUAAAGUGUGUGGCAUUGAUAAAGACGAUGAUAGCGUCCUUCUAUGUGAUACAUGUGAUGCUGAAUAUCAUACAUAUUGUUUGAAUCCUCCUCUUGCCCGGAUUCCUGAAGGGAACUGGUAUUGUCCCUCUUGUGUCAUGGGAACACGUAUGGUUGAAGAUCCAUCUGAGCAUACUAAGAACCACAUUAUUAACCUGCACAAAGGCAAGAAAUUCCGAGGAGAAGUUACUCGAGAUUUUCUGAAUAAACUUGCUAAUCUAGCAGCUGCUUUGGAAGAGAAGGAGUAUUCGGAGUUCAGUGUGGAUGAGAGAUUAUUCUUGCUCAAAUAUCUAUGUGAUGAGUUGCUUAGCUCAGCCUUAAUUCGGCAACAUCUUGAGCAGUGUGUGGAGACAUCAGCAGAGUUGCAGCAGAAGUUACGUUCGUGUUUCAUGGAGUGGAAAAACCUCAAGUCUAGGGAAGAAGUUGUGGCUGCAAGGGCUGCAAAGCUUGAUACAACUAUGCUUAGUGCAGUUCGAGAAGGACAGGGUAGUUGUGACGGAGCUAGGCUUGGUGCUUCUGAUCAAUACUCAUCUUUAACGAGCUUAGAGAAUAAGUGUCACAACCACACAGGUUUUCAAGAACAAAUGAGCAGUGCCCACGAUGUUAUUGAUAACAAUGAUGCUGGUGGCAAUGUCCUAUCCAGUUCUGGGUCACAAAACAGUGGCAAACCUGUAAAAUUCAUUGAGCCACCUUUGUCUGGUUCUUUGCCACAAGACAUGGAUGGUUCUGACCAAAGUAAUAUGGAGACUGAAAUUUCUAUUCUUCCAUCCGGAAAGCAAUAUUGUACACCUUGUGAUGCUAAUGGAGUGCCUGUAGCCCCCUUUGUUCCUCCAAAUGAAUCGCAAGCCUAUCAUAAUGAGUUGGAUAGUAUUAAGAAGGACAUAUUGCAGGUGCAGGAUUCUAUAGCAUGUAUGGAGUUAGAGCUUCUGAAGAUAUCUGUACGUAGGGAGUUUUUGGGUAGUGACUCUGCUGGUCGGCUGUAUUGGGCUAGUGUUAUGUCAAAUGGACAGCCACAAAUCAUCAGUAGUGGGAGUUCGGUACAGAUUGGAAGUGAAUCUAGAGACCGAGUUGUUAAGGGUCACGUGUUUAAGAAUUAUACUUCAACAAGCAAUGGUAAUUGUUCAAGUUUAGAUGCAAAUAUGUAUUCCUCACUGCUUCAUCUGCCAAGGAAUUUUAUUGGAAAUUCUCCAUGUGUUUCUUAUCAAACGGAGGCGGAUAUAUUAGAACUCGUUGAUUGGCUGAAAGAUAGUGACCCUAAAGAAAGGGAGUUAAAGGAGUCUAUUUUGCAAUGGCAUAAACCUAAACUUCAGAUAUCUUCACGAUCCAAUAAUCAAAGUCCUGAGGAGCAGUUAAAAGAUUCAUCAUCAAGCUCGGAUGUUGAAAAACUUGAAUGUUCUGGUUUUCUUGUUAAUAGGGCAUCUUCUUUAUUAGUAAGUAAGUAUGGGCCCUUUCUUGAAUUUGAAAUGCCCGACGACUUAAAUAGAUGGCUAGACAAGACCAGGCUAACUGAAAAUGAGAAAAUGUUCAGGUGUGUAUGCUUGGAACCUGUCUGGCCAUCUAGGUACCAUUGUCUCUCUUGCCAUAAGAGUUUUUUGUCUAAUGUUGAACUUGAGGAGCAUGAUAAUGGAAAGUGUAGUUUACACCCUGCCUCAUAUGAUGGUGUUAAGGAAGUUGGCGACUCUUCAAAAAGUAAAUGCAAUAUCAAAUUUGAGAGCAAGCAGGAGGAGAGCUCGAGCAUGACCAUAGCAGAAACUUCUAAAGGAGGGUAUUUUAACCAAAGUAUGGGGUUAAUUAAAUAUCAGAAUGAUGGUAUGAUGUGCCCAUAUGACUUUGAUCUCAUCUGUUCUAAGUUUUUGACUAAGGAUUCAAACAAGGACCUUAUUAAGGAGAUUGGACUUAUUAGUUCUAAUGGGGUUCCAUCAUUUGUGUCUUCUGUAUCACCUUAUGUUAUGGAAUCAACAUUGAAUGUAAUUGAUCUCAAGAAGGAUUCUAGUACUCCGGAGGAUGGGACCUUGGCUUCUGAAUGGCCUUCACUAGGAAAUAUUAUUCUGGAAAAUGCUUGCCAUCAAUAUUUGGCUACUGAUAAUUCAAUCCCAAAACCUGCUGGAAAUGAAAUUAGUGCACUGAAAUCAAAAAGACUCGCAUCAGGAUGCCCAGAACCAAAAAGUAAAAAAAUUUGCAUGGAUAACCGUUUUUCAGAGUUUGGGAUCGGUAGAUGCUGUGUCAUCCCACAAUCAUCACAGAGGCCAUUAGUUGGCAGAAUCUUGCAAGUUGUAAGAGGACUAAAAAUGAAUCUGCUUGACAUGGAUGCUGCACUCCCUGAUGAAGCUCUAAGACCAUCAAAACUACAUAUUGAACGGAGAUGGUCAUGGCGUGCAUUUGUGAAAUCUGCAGGAACAAUUUUUGAGAUGGUUCAGGCAACAAUUGCAUUAGAGGACAUGAUAAGAACGGAAUACUUAAAGAAUGAAUGGUGGUAUUGGUCAUCUCUCUCUGCUGCUGCCCAAAUAUCUACCGUAUCUUCUCUUGCACUCCGUAUAUUCUCUCUUGAUGCUGCUAUUAUAUACGAGAAGGUAUCACCUAAUCAAGAUUCAAAUGACUAUUUGGAGCCGAGCAGUAUACCAGAACAGAAGCUGGGUGGUGUGGAUUUAAUAGAGAAGCCCAGGACAAGCAGCAGAAAAUCUGGCAAGAAAAGAAAGGAACCAGAAGGUUAAUUUGAAAGUCUCAUAGCAUUACUUCUGACAAAGUCUAUCCAGAGGGUUUCUUCCAGUGGUUAUGGUGGUGGUAGAGGUCUUGUGUUUGAAGACAAGUACCUUCAAUUCAUUUUGUUGUUUAUACCAUGCCAUUGCUCCUUCACAAAUUUGGGAGUUAUUUGCAAUGUCACUGCUGCAACCAUUGCACCCCCGCUGCUGACAGAUCGUCUGUACAUAGAGGUAACUCUACUAACUGGGAUACGUGGUUCAGAAUCUAUAGCCAAGCACUUUGUUCAUAAAGACUGCUUGAGGCUCCAACUCUUAAUCGAUAAUAUGGUCCCUUGGCCCAAUUUUGGACUGAACUGCUGGAGUUUUUCUUUUCCUUCUUUUUUCUUCUUUUUCUUUGUUUCAUUAAAUGCUUGGAGCGGGUAGGAUCCAAUGAUGUCAUCCUUAAAGAGCAAGAUCCAUACACAUAGAAAGCAUUAUGUAUAAAUAGAAAAGGGAGGAAGGGAAGUCUAGAAAAAGAACUGAAGCUCAGUUGUAAUCUUAUUUAAUUCUUUACAUUUCUUUCCCCCUCCCCUUGACCCAUAUUUUUUCUCUGCAAUUUAUUUCCAUCCCAACUGGGUACUUGUAGAUGUCUUACCAUCAUUCACUGGUGGCGAGGAAUACUUGUUCUCUCUUUUCUCCUUGUCUUCUCCCGUGUUGCGAAUGACCUGCAUGGUGGGAUUUUUUUGCUCGAUUUGACUUUUACCCUGCAAGUUUCUCAUACACAAACUUGUUCAAGUUCUGCAGCCGUUGCCAUACAGGCAUUAGUAUUAACAAUCGCAAAGUUGUCUUUUUCUUCUGUAGAGUUCUGUCUUCCUAGGUGCUCGAGGAGUGACUUGUUUGGGGCCUUCCUCAAUCAUUGUAACAGUUAGGUAGUAAGUACCAUGCACUGAUUUAUAUAAUCUUGAAUAUUUUUGCUUAUAGUAAUCAAAGGUAGUUAAUUGCA